Messenger RNA from Hippoglossus stenolepis (Pacific halibut), 2017 nucleotides. RefSeq names its product phosphoribosyl pyrophosphate synthase-associated protein 1. Gene Ontology annotation, cellular component: cytoplasm; ribose phosphate diphosphokinase complex. NCBI's taxonomy places the organism in Eukaryota, Metazoa, Chordata, Actinopteri, Pleuronectiformes, Pleuronectidae. The record is from RefSeq and is a predicted model, not a curated record. The coding region runs from base 496 to 1686 and encodes 396 amino acids. Gene Ontology annotation, molecular function: ribose phosphate diphosphokinase activity; magnesium ion binding. Gene Ontology annotation, biological process: 5-phosphoribose 1-diphosphate biosynthetic process; purine nucleotide biosynthetic process. The transcript has 11 exons.
CUCUCUCUUCCCCAAUGAACGUGUGGCUGUGGCGUGUUUUCCCCUCGCGUCGUUAAAGUUUUGCAGCGGCCACAGUUUGAAUGUUUCGCAGCGGACUCAACUCCCAGCGACAGAAACCACGCCGCGGUGUUACGGACUGAGUUCCCCGGAGCUGGAGCUCGUCUCGGGGGGCUUGUGUCGGCGCUGCUGGCCGGUGGGAAGGUGCUCGCUGACCCGCUAACAACCGGAGUUGCUCCCACGUUUACAGGCGCGGAGCAGCGUGCGCUUCUCUUUGUCGGAUCUGUUGUUCGUGUUCAGUUUUGUGUUGACGCACCUUCUGCGGCGCUUUCCUUACGGUAGCGUGCGUGUGCGCGGUGGGAGUCGAAACCACCAAGCGCGUCGAUUUCAGUGAGAAAACAGUUGUUCCUCCUCUCAGGGUGGUAACAGGCCAUUUUGAAUGACGGUUUAGUGGGGUCGCACCCAAACAAACACACACACGCAUUGCGUUAGCGCAACAUGCCCAUUAGGCGGUUUGGGGGUCACAGGUCUCUGGUCUCUCAAACCCCUAAGCUGUCGUAUGGUUUCGCCAAGAUGAACGUGUCAAGAAGUGGAUACCGUGUUUUCUCUGCUAACUCCAGCCCCGCCUGCACAGAGCUGGCCAAGAAGAUCACAGAACGCUUGGGUGUGGAAUUGGGCAAGUCUGUGGUUUAUCAAGAGUCAAAUACAGAGACUAGAGUUGAUGUGAAAGAGUCUGUACGUGGACAAGACAUCUUUAUCAUUCAGACCAUUCCCAGAGAUGUCAACACGGCCAUCAUGGAGCUGCUGGUCAUGGCUUACGCCCUGAAGACGUCCUGUGCCAAGAACAUCAUCGGGGUCCUCCCCUACUUUCCUUACAGCAAGCAGUGCAAGAUGAGGAAGAGAGGAUCCAUCGUCUGCAAGCUGCUCACAUCCAUGUUGGCUAAAGCUGGGCUAACUCACAUCAUCACCAUGGACCUCCACCAGAAAGAAAUCCAGGGCUUCUUCAGUUUCCCUGUUGACAACCUAAGAGCUUCACCUUUCCUCAUCCAGUACAUCCAGGAAGAGAUCCCAGACUACAGAAAUGCCAUAAUUGUUGCUAAAUCCCCUUCAGCUGCCAAGAGAGCUCAGUCCUACGCUGAGAGGCUGCGUCUUGGCCUGGCUGUGAUGCACGGGGAGGCCCAUCACUCAGAGUCGGACAUGGCCGACGGUCGACACUCUCCCCCCUUGUCCCGCACCACUACUGGACACACUGGCCUAGAGCUACCAUCAAGCAGCAGACAUCAUGUCCCAUUUCCUGGGAUAGAGCUCCCAAUGAUGAUGGCUAAAGAGAAGCCGCCAAUCACUGUCGUUGGAGAUGUAGGAGGACGAAUCGCCAUCAUUGUUGAUGACAUUAUCGAUGAUGUGGAGGACUUUGUGGCAGCAGCAGAGAUCCUGAAGGAGAGGGGAGCCUACAAGAUCUACAUCAUGGCCACACACGGCCUCCUGUCUGCAGAUGCGCCACGACUCAUAGAGGAGUCUGCAAUUGAUGAGGUGGUGGUGACCAACACUGUUCCUCAUGAGGUUCAGAAGCUGCAGUGUCCAAAAAUCAAAACCGUGGAUGUCAGUAUGAUCCUAGCCGAGGCCAUCCGCCGCAUCCACAACGGAGAGUCCAUGGCUUAUCUGUUCCGCAACAUCGCUGUGGACGACUGAGGCAACACGCACACACACACAUUUACAUUCCUGUACUCACCAAAAAAAACACAUUACCAAGCACACACACACACACACACACCGAGGACCAAGUAUCCCCUCUCUGUUUUAAACGGUUGUUGUGCUUGUUUUGGUGAUAAACAUGCCGACAGGAUUUGUCUGUAUUUACUGCAUGUUACAUAUGAAGCAACUGAAACGCUGUUUCCUCUGAUGUGUCACAUAGUGGAACUGUACCAACAAUACACACUGUUUCACUUCACUAAUAUAUGCUUCCCACCAUCUGCAAGCACAUAAUGUAUCAUGGCAAAUAAAACUAUUCUUGGGUGAGAAA